CUCACCUGGGCCAGCCUGUGCCCCAUGCAUCGGUCGGCCUUUGCGAUAAAACAGCUUGAGCUGCACCCCAUUCAUUAUAACUUCAUCACAGACGCAAUAAUCAUCGAAAAUGGCCCGCACCAAGCAGACUGCCCGCAAGUCCACUGGCGGCAAGGCGCCCCGCAAGCAGCUGGCCACCAAGGCCGCUCGCAAGACCCCCGCCACCGGCGGUGUGAAGAAGCCUCAUCGCUACCGCCCCGGUACCGUGGCGCUGCGCGAGAUCCGCAAGUACCAGAAGUCGACUGAGCUGCUGAUCCGCAAGCUGCCGUUCCAGCGCCUGGUGCGUGAGAUUGCCCAGGACUUCAAGACCGACCUGCGCUUCCAGAGCCAGGCCGUGCUGGCGCUGCAGGAGGCCGCUGAGGCCUACCUGGUGGGCCUGUUCGAGGACACCAACCUGUGCGCCAUCCACGCCAAGCGUGUGACGAUCAUGCCCAAGGACAUCCAGCUGGCCCGCCGCAUCCGUGGCGAGCGCGCGUAAGCGUGCUGCCGCCUGGGCUGCGCUUAACCAAAAAA
Messenger RNA from Chlamydomonas reinhardtii, 552 nucleotides. RefSeq lists its product as uncharacterized. Gene Ontology annotation, molecular function: structural constituent of chromatin; DNA binding; protein heterodimerization activity. Gene Ontology annotation, cellular component: nucleosome. The transcript has a single exon. NCBI's taxonomy places the organism in Eukaryota, Viridiplantae, Chlorophyta, Chlorophyceae, Chlamydomonadales, Chlamydomonadaceae. The record is from RefSeq and is a predicted model, not a curated record. Bases 110 to 517 code for a protein of 135 amino acids.